GUCGGAAAACCAGACCCAUCUUAGAAAACCGGACCCAAAUACAAGAGUGAAAAUCCAUGCGAUGCGUGAGUUGUGGGAAUUGAUUCUGACCAGUGAUAUGUUGCUGUGCAGCGCGUCAAAACUAGGGACAUGGGUAGGCCAAAGAGUCUUCGCAGCAAAGCGGCCCACUUUGUGAUUUAUAUCACUACUGGAUUGCUCAACCCCAUUUCUGACAAACCCUCCGAACCUUCCCCUUCUCCUCCUCCUGUAUGCUCUCUAUCUUUCUUUACUCGAAACCCUUUCUGGGUUUUAAGGGUUCUUUACUGGGUGCCAAAAAACCCAGUUCUCUGAUGUGCCAAAGAUUAGGGCUUUUCUAGGUUUUGGAGCUGUGGGUGCAAAACCCAGUUCUUCAAUUUGUUUAUAAAUAACUGAAAAUCAAUACUAUUUGCCAGGAAUUUUUGAUGAAAGUUUGCCCAUGAAAAUUUUGUUACUUAUAAUACAUGUUGGAGUCAUUUUUGUUACUUAUUGUGAAACAUGAGACUCUGAGUUUGCGUAGCUGUAUAGAUGAAGUAGUUUUGUUUGGACUGUGUCUGUGUGAAACUCUUGUUAGAAUGGAGUCUGUGACUGUGUAAUUCUUGUGUCAGCAGGAAGAUGUGGAUGGGUCCAGAUGAAGUCAAAAUGGAACAAUGAGUGAAGAGAGUCCAGCUAAUCCAGUUGAUGGGCCUGACACUCACUGUUAUCGUCAUCAGAGUAGGGAGAUAAGAGCAAAAGUUCGGAUGAACAGGUUGAUGACCAAAUGGAUAAGAGCAACUCAUUGUCUGAUUCUGCAGUGAAAGCAAACAGUGGGAAGAGAAGCUUGUUUUCCAAGGGGAAACACACGCUUAGUAAAGCUAUGUACCAGGCUGCAAGAUUUGGUGGGUAUCGGAGUCAAGAGCGGAAGGGUAACCUUGAUGUAAAAGGUGAUGAUGGGAAUGACUCUGAGUUCGCUGGAGUUGAGAUGAGGCAUAUGCAGAAACCACAAAAGCCUGUGGCCUUGGUUCAUUUGACAGACAUCUCCGAACUGUCUUUACUUCUUACUGAGAAAACUAGAAUUGCUCUUUACAGUUCACUCCCGGCGCUAGUACAGGGAAGACGAUGGUUGUUACUAUAUAGUACAUGGAGGCAUGGCAUAUCACUUUCAACCCUAUACAGAAGAAGUAUGCUUUGGCCUGGCCUCAGUUUGCUGGUUGUUGGAGACCGUAAAGGUGCAGUUUUUGAUGGCUUGGUGGAGGCACCUCUAAGACCAAUCAACAAGAAGUAUCAGGGAACAAAUGAUACAUUUGUUUUCACAAAUACACCUGACCAUCCUGUUAUAUAUCACCCUACAGGUGCCAACCGCUAUUUCACAUUGUGCGCUACUGACUUUUUAGCUAUUGGUGGGGGUGGUCAUUUUGCACUCUACUUGAACAGUGAUCUAUUGAGUGGAUCAAGUUCAGUUUCAGAAACCUAUGGGAAUCCAUGUCUUGCAAACUCAGAAGACUUUGAUGUGAAAGAAGUAGAGUUAUGGGGUUUUGUUUAUGCUACUAAGUAUGAGGAAGUACUUGCUCAAAGCCGUAUGGAGGCACCUGGGGUUUGCCGAUGGUGAAUACUUCAUUUGGAACUCAUUUUACUGUGGUGGUUAGUAUCAUCACCUUAGCUGAGGCUUAUUAUUGUUUCUGGAGCUGGAUGCAAACGAUGUUACAUUAUAUGGAUGACUUUCCUUUUGGAUUUUGUAAAUAUAAGUCUUUCAUGUACAUAUAAAAUACAUAAGCAGUGUGUGCAAGCAAUUUUGAUUAGAUAGUGAUUGUAAAGGUUGAACUUUUUAUGAUAAUGAUAUAUUUCUUCACA
Molecule: messenger RNA, 1845 nt
Organism: Rosa chinensis
Lineage: Eukaryota; Viridiplantae; Streptophyta; Magnoliopsida; Rosales; Rosaceae
Product: oxidation resistance protein 1
Exons: 7
Coding region: 776-1603 (275 amino acids)
Source: RefSeq, a predicted model, not a curated record